AUGGAAAUCAAACACAAGGACGAGGAUCCACGGACAUCACACAACAGGAGUCUUACAGGAAAUGGAAGGUAUUCACAAAGUCAGCCUUCUCAGUGGGAUUCAAUCUCCAAAGGUAAGAACUACGGAGAGGAUAACACCAGAAAAAUUCCGCAAAUGCUGGAAGGUCAGCCCUCCAAGUUGAUUUUAACUCCAAGUAAGAAAUACGAGCAGCAUAACAAAAGGAUAGUUUUGCAAGAGUUGAAAGGAACAACUGUACACUCAAAACUUAAAACUGGAAGAAUGGGAGCAACUCGAAAAUUGAUCACAAAGGCACCUCCAACCACGACAACUGAUGACGGACUAAGAAAUUUACCUGAAUGUCAACACUGUCGAGAGCCACCGCGAUCCAAUGUCAGCAUGUGUAAGCCGAAAGAAUGCGUACCCAUUGAAGCGAUAAUAAGAAUUGUGAAUGAGUGCUCAGUUGCUGAGCUAAGCUGCCCAGAGGGUGCUAGUUGUAUUGGCAUUGAGGAUAACAAUGGUGAAAUAAGAGAGCACGAUCUGGAAGAAGUCGAACUCGCCAUAUGUGUUAAUGGUGCAUGGCAAGCCGAGACGGUCUCUGGAAAACAGCCUGUAAAUAAUAUUGCCUGCUACACUUGA
Molecule: messenger RNA, 636 nt
Organism: Strongylus vulgaris
Lineage: Eukaryota; Metazoa; Nematoda; Chromadorea; Rhabditida; Strongylidae
Source: the annotation of a GenBank genome assembly